This is a messenger RNA of Plasmodium gonderi, 1596 nucleotides long. RefSeq lists its product as hypothetical. The transcript has a single exon. NCBI's taxonomy places the organism in Eukaryota, Apicomplexa, Aconoidasida, Haemosporida, Plasmodiidae. Gene Ontology annotation, molecular function: protein binding. The record is from RefSeq and is a predicted model, not a curated record. The coding region runs from base 1 to 1596 and encodes 531 amino acids.
AUGAAGCCUAUGAAGUAUGAACACAAGGGAAGCAUCUACAAUGAAAUAACGAAGCAAACAAGUUAUGCCCAAAAUAAAGACAUGCUGAGUAAAACAAAAUGGUUAGGAAUUUUUUCCAUUUCUGUGAUUAUAGACUGGUUAAACAGUCUGCUACUGAGUAAAAAAAUUUUAAAUGAAAAAAAUAUAUACGAAGAAUUAAAGAAUGGAUUUUUAAUUUUGAAAUUAAUUCAACUUUAUAAUCCUCAAAUGAAAAUUCAUGGAAUAUUCCCAAAAGCAACAGAAAAAAAAUGUUCUAUACAAAAUUUAGAAAAAGCAUUAUCAAUUGUUUAUGGGAAUAACCCAUAUUACUACUCUAUGGUUUCUUCGUUAGAUAUAUAUGAAAAGAAGAAGAACAAAAUUCACAUAUUAUUAAUACAACUUUUUAACAAAUUUGAAUUCCAAAUUUUGAAAAAAAUUUCAAUUCCUUUAUUAAAUUGGUAUAAUCUCACACUUCAGAAGUUUCAAUUACAACUUCAUAAUGAGACAUUAAGCAACCCUUUCAACGUCCCUCCAAAGAAGUUACUGAUCAAUUGUUCCAUAAGUGACGGUUGUCAUGGUACGAACCAUUACAAUACAGAUGUUUUUUUUGAAGAGAACAACUCUCAUGUUUUGAAGAAAUACAAAAUAGGAAAUACAAGAUGGAAAGCUCAUGUAUUGAAAAACUUUGCAACGUAUGUUCUAUUUAAGGAUAAAGAAGAAAGAGAAAGGAAAGAAUGUACUACUACUACUAUUGCUACUACUACUCCUCAUAUUGUUGAAGAUUUUUCAGAUUGUGUAAAAAUGUUUUUAAUAUUUUACAGAUAUGGUUAUAUAACUCAAGAACAACUCAUGCAUGUAGAUAAAGUAGAUAUAAGAAACAAAUACUUUUUUCUACAAAAUUUGCUGACAAAAUUGAAUAUCCCAGUUAUUUUAAAAAAUCAGUAUCUUAAUAAUCCUUGCGAAGUUGCAAUUCUUCUGCAGUUAAAAUUUAUACAAUUUUUCAUCCGUAACAAUGAUUAUGAAAGAGCUAUUGAUUUGAGUGGGACAUACUUCAUUCCUGACUUGUUAAGGCAAAACGUGCAAAAAACGCAAAAAAAAAAAAAAAAAAAAAAAGAAUUAAAUUGCACACAAAAUUCCUUCCCCAUCAACUCAUCAAAUGACGGCUACUACUCCUCUGUAAAUCCAAUUAGCGAGAACCUGAAAAAGUACGAAGAAACCGAGCUGAACCAGUGUAACGAUAUUUGCACCUACUCCAGCUUUGCAGCUUUUGAUAAGCAGAAACAAGCAUAUACACAGUUACACACUAAAAUAGCUAUUUCUGGGUUGAAUAACGAAAUUAAAACUAGCCCAAAUGAUUUUCUGACUUGUGCAGAAGAAAAAAAAAAAAAAAAAAUUCUCAACAAGAAGCAAUUUUCCGAAGAUACAAAGGAAAAUAUUAUUCCGAUGUGCAAAGGUUUAGAAAUGGAUAUAUUCAGACGAACACCCACAUGGGUCAUACGAAAAAUGUUUUAUCAGCAUGAUGAAGAACUUGCACAUGAUGAUGUCUACAUUCAGACAAGAUCACGUGAAGAAAAAUAA